AAUUUCUCAAUACACACACACAAAACACACUCUGACAUCCAUACCAACACACCCACAAAAUUUUAGCUGCAUCAUUUAUUCAGUUGGCCUGCAGUGCUCUAUAAUACAGCAAAUAGAAAAUAGGAAAAAAGCAUGUAUUUGCUCCAUAGGCUAAACAUGAGAAAAAUGGUGCCAUCUGGUCGAAAAUAUAAAAAAUUUACAUUUUAAGCCAGGGCUCCGGAAUGAAAGCAUAAUAUCAUAGAAUUCAUGAUUUUAUGCUUUAAUGGCACUGGGAUCAAAUAUUGCAGUUUUAAUGGGUUUCAAUGGGGACAUUAUAGGAACUGAGGUUGAAAUAUCAAAAUUCCCCCCAAAAUACAGACCUUUGGCCAAAUUUAUGCCACUGGCAUUAACAUAGACAAAAUGAUCAACAAAACAAAAAAAUGAAAAAGACAAAAAUGUCCCGAAGGUUGCACAAGGGUUAAUAAAAAUCUUGUUUGAUCAUCUGAUAUGGUGACAUCAGAUAUCAGCUGAGCUGAGAGGAGGAUGCUGCAUGCUGAUGUAACUCUGCUUGUCGGACAUAGCUUAAACGUCAACACAAAAAGGAACUUCAGUUUGUUGGAGGAUGGCGAUUGUGAAAAGCGGAUGGCUGCACAGACAGAGCACCAUCUUGCGUCGCUGGAAGAAGAAUUGGUUUGACCUCUGGUCAAAUGGACGUCUGGUGUUCUACAAUGACCAGCAGCGGCGAGACAUGGAAGACGAGAUCCACAUGAGGGUGGACUGCAUCAACAUUCGCAACGCCAACGCCUGUAGAGAUCUCACCCCACCUGAUGGCAAAAGCAAAGAUUCUCUUCUGCAGAUCGUUUGCCGGGACGGUCGUGUCAUUAGCAUCUGCGCAGAUAGUGCAGAUGAUGCUUUGGCUUGGUCCAUGGCUCUCCAGGAUGCCAGAGUGAAUACUGUUUUCUAUCCUGACAGAUAUGGAGGGAAUGUACAACAUCCUCCACCUUAUGCAGCACAGAUGGUCUACUCGGCAGAUGGACAGCAGUAUGCAGUUGCCUACACUUAUCAUUAUCAAGGGCCUUACACUUCCGGUGUUAACCACGUUAUAGUGCAGGAGCGUCGUCGUGAUGAUGCAGGCGAUGUCGCUCUCGGGAUGUUUGCUGGCGCUGCGACGGGAUUGGCUCUCGGCUCUCUAUUUUCUGUAUUUUAAUAUCUCAUCCCAACCCCACCUCGGGAAACUGUUCAUAUGCCAUUUUAACUGUAUCUUUACGCCUCUGCAACCUAUUACGUCUGAUAAUGUAGCCAGGCUGGAAAUGUUUAUUACUCAAAUUAGUCUUUGUACCAAAGCUUAAUUGUACUUUCUGAUUAGGCACAGAAAAAAAAAAGAAAAAUCCAUAUAUGGAGAUGUACACUUAAAUAUUUAAUCUGCCUAAAUGUAUCAUGAUAAUCAUUAAAGUUUAAAGAUCACCCAGUUUUGCCAGCUCUCUUGGUUGAAAAAGGCAAA
Messenger RNA from Myxocyprinus asiaticus (Chinese sucker), 1480 nucleotides. RefSeq names its product pleckstrin homology domain containing, family B (evectins) member 2 (gene plekhb2). Gene Ontology annotation, cellular component: membrane. Gene Ontology annotation, biological process: regulation of cell differentiation. Lineage: Eukaryota; Metazoa; Chordata; Actinopteri; Cypriniformes; Catostomidae. The record is from RefSeq and is a predicted model, not a curated record. The coding region runs from base 602 to 1186 and encodes 194 amino acids. The transcript has 7 exons.